This is a messenger RNA of Podarcis muralis (Common wall lizard), 3744 nucleotides long. Lineage: Eukaryota; Metazoa; Chordata; Lepidosauria; Squamata; Lacertidae. The record is from RefSeq and is a predicted model, not a curated record.
UCAGGCGCUUCGGGCAGGACCAGAAGUCUGGACAGCUGCGCAUGCGUAUAGAAGGUUGGCGGAAGCGAGGUUUAGAAUGUUGUCCCUAGACCCGCGAUAGAAGCCGACCUCACUCAGGACUAGGAGCUUGGUUUUGCACCUGCGGAGGGAACAAAGGGGGAUUCCUGCCGGGGAGUCGCAAUGAACGCCAUCGUUGUGCUUUGCCACUUUUGUGAGCUGCACGGGCCUCGCACCCUCUUUUGCACGGAGGUCUUGCACUCGCCUCUUCCGCAAGGGGCGGGCAGCGGAGACAGCCCCGGGCAGAGUGAGCAGGCAGAAGAGGAGGAAGGAGGCAUUCAGAUGAGCAGCAGGAUCCGGUCCCACAGCCCGGCGGAAGGUGCCAGCGCCGACUCCAGCAGCCCAGGGCCCAAGAAGUCCGACAUGUGCGAGGGGUGCCGCUCUCUGCCUGCAGGGCACCCGGGCUACGUCAGCCACGACAAAGAGACCUCUAUCAAAUACGUCAGCCACCAGCACCCAAACCACCCCCAGCUCUUCAGCAUCGUGCGCCAGGCCUGCGUCCGCAGCCUCAGCUGUGAGGUCUGCCCGGGACGCGAAGGCCCCAUCUUCUUUGGCGACGAGCAGCACGGCUUCGUCUUCAGCCACACCUUCUUCAUCAAAGACAGCUUGGCGCGCGGCUUCCAGCGCUGGUAUAGCAUCAUUGCCAUCAUGAUGGACCGCAUCUACCUCAUAAACUCCUGGCCUUUCCUGCUGGGCAAAGUCAGAGGCAUCAUCGACGAGCUUCAGGGCAAAGCGCUCAAGGUCUUUGAAGCUGAGCAGUACGGAUGCCCCCAGCGGGCGCAGCGCAUGAACACGGCCUUUACGCCUUUCCUGCACCAGCGGAACGGAAACGCCGCUCGUUCCCUCACCUCUCUGACGAACGACGAGAACCUGUGGGCCUGCCUACACACGUCCUUUGCUUGGCUCCUGAAGGCAUGCGGCAGCAGACUGACAGAGAAGCUUCUGGAAGGUGCGCCCACAGAGGAUACCCUUGUUCAGAUGGAGAAAUUGGCUGAUCUUGAGGAAGAAUCGGAAGGCUGGGACAACUCUGAGGAGGAGGAAGGGAAAGCUCCAAGCCAGGGGGACGCUCUGGAAUCCCGAGAGCUUGUCAAAAGCCCCACGGACUCCUCCCUCACCUUGGACUGCAGCAACUGGAACAUGGCGCCCCGGAACCAGGGCUUCCGGUCCCUCCGGCACCUCAGACAGGUACAGGCGAGGUCAAGGGGGCGGGGCAUGCAGAAAGCCCUUGCCCCCUUCCAGCCUGCUGCCGACUCGCAGAGCUGCGGGUUGCGAGAGCGAAACCUGUGCCUGGGGCGGGUUCUCACCCUGCUGCCUUUCCGUUGCCAGACCAUGCUGCCCAUCGGCUGCGUUCGGAUCAUCCCCUACAGCGACAAAUACGAGGAGGCUUAUCGGUGCAACUUUCUGGGCCUCGCUCCCCACGUGCAGAUCCCGCCCCACAUUCUGUCAUCUGAGUUCACCGUCCUUGUGGAAGUCCGCACGGCCACGCGGUCGAGCCUCUACCCUGUCUUGUUUGACGAUGAGCAGCCUCUCAGCAAAUAUGAAUUUGUGGUCACAAGUGGGAGCCCGGUGGCAGCAGACAGAGUUGGUCCCACCAUCUUGAACAAGAUUGAAGCGGCCCUGACGAACCAGAACCUCUCUGUGGACGUGGUGGACCAAUGCCUUGUCUGCCUUAAGGAGGAGUGGAUGAACAAAGUGAAGGUCCUCUUCAAAUUCACAAAAGUGGACAGCAGGCCGAAAGAAGACACCCAGAAGCUGCUGAGCAUCUUGGGAGCGGCCGAAGAGGACAACGUGAAGCUGCUGAAAUUCUGGAUGACCGGCCUGAGCAAGACCUACAAGUCUCACCUGAUGUCGACGGUCCGCAGCCCGACUUCUUCGGAGUCUCGAAACUAGGAAACUAGAACUCUUUCGGCUCUUCUUGAGGAAACCCUCGCUUGAGCCUUCAGCCUGGAUGUUCUCCGUGCAGCAGAGCCGCCCGGCUGUUUCAGGAUGCAAGGGGAUGCAGAAUCUCAUGGCGUAUCCUCCGCAGAUCAGAGCAUGCUUCUGUGUGCUGGUUUGCAAUAGGUUUGGAGCGCCUUAUCCUUCUUCCUGAUGGCGAAGCUCUCUACCUUCUUUGGCAGGAAGAUUUUCUCCUUAAAUCUGAGGACUGAGGGGGCAUCUGAACUUCCUCCUCUGUGACACCAGGCUAGAGGGGUGAGGUGUUUUAUUACCUGGUGAGGCAGGCUUCAUCAACACCUUUCGUAAUCUGGUGACCACACAUGGCAGCCUGAGAAUUUGAAUUAGUCUAUGGAUGGGUUGAAAUGGUAUCUCAAAUGCCCUGCAGCAUCUAAGCAAAAUUAAGUGGCUACUAUUUGAUGCCCCUCCAAACUCACAGACAGGACUAUUCCUGAUGGGGCGCCUGUCCCGACGUCUGCAUUUAGGAACCAGUUUGCAACCAUCCUGUUCCCCCCGUGUUUGGAAGUUUUUCCUCCAGUAAGCAAGCCUGUAUUGUGGGAAGCAACCUUUGAUUCCACAAACUCCCCAUCUGAAGAAUCCACUGAGAAAAGCCGUCCAGCAGGCUGAGACACUGAAAAAGACAUGUUUGGCUGCUCUAAUUUAAACGAAUUUGUGGAGACCUCUUCUUCUCAGGCAACAGGAGGACAGGAACCCGUCACCCGCCCUGCGCGGGAAGCUAGGCAGGAGAGAACUGGGAAGGAAGACCAUGCUCCCAAGUGAGGUGGUAAUAUCCAAUUUGCAUAUUGACCUGCCUAGCGGAGCAAGUGGGGAGGGGACAACCCUAUUCCAGGAUGCCCUCUUCCUUGCAGCAAAACAGAAGCUUACACUUAAAAAUAAAUGAAAUUUAUCAAAAGGCCCUGUACUGUAUUCUGGAGGAAGGCAACGUGAACUUGCAUCCCUGUUUUCCAGAGUUAUGUUGCUGCCUUGCACUUUUAGCAAGAUCUGACUCUUGCCUACUUACUAAGACUUAUUUGCCAGUAGCAAAAGGAAAGGAAGCAAAAGAAUUGUUUUGCAAGUGCAUUGCAGCUUUGUAUCCUGCAUGGUUACAUACCCAGUUCCUUUUCCUAAACUAUUUCCAUGUGCAAGAGCUCAUGCAUUCAGUUGCAAAAUGGGAGAAUAUUUCAAGGGUGCCAUUAACUCUCUGCCGUUGGUUUCAGUGGGACUUGAAAGAUUGAUUUUGAAUGGAUUGUACCCAAUUGUACCCAGCCUAGGAGGUAGUAGCUUUUGCUGCUGCACAGCCUAUUUCUGGUGAAAUGGAAUUUGCAGAAAUAAUUUCUUUUGAAACGUGUUCAAGAACGUAAAGAUUAGUUACCGUAGUUCCCCCCACUCCCUUACCCCAUGAUGUUUUUAUUUCUAAUUGCAUAACUAAGGUGAUGGUGGACAAACUCCACAAAUCUCCUUUGCUGGGAAAGAAAACCUAAACUUAAAAUAUUUAAUGUUUUAUUUUAAAAUGGGGAGAAGUGAAAAAAAUAAUAGGUGAGCCUAGGUUUGCGGUGUCUGAUUUUAACAUUUUUUAUCUUGGCGUAUGCGGUUAACAUAUUUAUACUAAACUACAGGAAGAUUCCUCUAACAAAACUAGCUAUUCUUUCCAUUUUGGAGAUGUUAGCAGGUCCUUAUUGAUUUUUUGUUAAUUAUUUCAAAGAGUGUGUAAAACUGCGAACCAAUAAAAAAAAUGCUGUAUUUUUUCCCCUAUGA